ACAAGUGAAUUGAAGUGAAACUUGUUCCUGAAAUUAACUAUUCGCGGUUCAUCUCGAAUGAAGUCACUCAGCCCCUCAAGAUAGACCAGGCAGGCGUUCGUAGUAGUUCUCCAGCAGUUGUUUUAGGGGCUUCACACUUGGCGUGCUCUAUGGACGGAACUGUGGACGGAGUUGUAGUGGAGGAGGAGGAGGGAUCCACGCGUGGGUGCUUUCAGACAGACGCUUCCCUCUGCGAAGAGGACGAGAGCCAGAGAGCUAAUGAACAACAUCCUGACGACGAGCGUUCCCUGCCUCUUAGGGAUUUUUAUCCCUAUAUUCGCUGUGCCCUCUGCAAUGGGUUUUUCAUUGAUGCCACCACCAUCACAGAGUGUCUUCACACUUUUUGUAAGAGCUGUAUUGUCAAGCACUUUUUCUACAGCAACAGGUGUCCUAACUGCUCUAUUGUCGUACACCAGACACAGCCACUGUACAGUAUCAGACCUGACCGACAAUUACAAGACAUUGUUUUUAAGAUGGUUCCAUAUUUGGAAGGAGAUGAAAGGUCGCGUAUAUGUGAAUUUUAUAAACGAAGAGGGCUUGACAUUCCUAAGCCAGUGGCAGCUCCAUCUACUUACCCAAUGAAGCUGCAUCAUAGACAGAAGAAAGACAUGCUGCCUCAGUCUGUUUUUACUAUUCCCUCAGAGCUAGAUGUGUCUCUGAUGUUGGAGUUUGUGGGAGCUGAAGAGGGUGUUGAGAACUAUAAGCCCCUUGAGAGGAAGUACGUGCGUGUGUCAGGGGAAGCCACUGUCCGUCAUGUGGAGCUUUUUAUCAGGAGGAAGAUGGAGCUGAGUCAAAACUGCAAGGUUGAUGUUGUGUGUGGAGAUCAUCUUCUUAAGCAAUACCAGUCUUUGAGAGACGUUUGUAACACCAUGGGACAAAAUGCAUUGCAGGAUGGCAUGCUGGUUCUGCACUUCGGACUCGUUCUUCCUGCUUAGUAAAGAGGGAAGAUACAGAAAGACCAACUACUGUGAAAACUACAAUGCACAGUAGUUUUAUUUCAAGGGCUAAACUGAAUUUUAACAUACAACAGUUAUCUUAUGCAAUGAUUCUUUUCAAUGGGUCUUCCUGGAUGCCUUUUGCUCAAAAAGAUUAAGAAUAUGCCAGCAUUCUCUCUGCCAAAUGCAUUAAGAAACAUAAGCACUGAUGAGUUAUUUCCAGCAAAUACUUAUUUCCACAGCUGUAAUGUUUCUGUAGAUGCUCUUUUAUAUGUUUGCUAGGGGAAAACAAAGAAUUUUUUGACACCUUGUCUCAGAGAAUGUCAUGAAUUGACAUGAAUUUAAUUGCUUGGUUUUUGCAUGUCAUUUUGUGGUUAAAUGUGUUGUGCAUUAAAGUAAAUUGGUACUAAAGUACCUGGACAAUA
Rhinichthys klamathensis goyatoka is the source of this 1399-nucleotide messenger RNA. It is a transcript of the gene pcgf6, whose product is annotated as polycomb group ring finger 6. The transcript has 10 exons. Gene Ontology annotation, biological process: regulation of transcription by RNA polymerase II. The record is from RefSeq and is a predicted model, not a curated record. The coding region runs from base 150 to 974 and encodes 274 amino acids. NCBI's taxonomy places the organism in Eukaryota, Metazoa, Chordata, Actinopteri, Cypriniformes, Leuciscidae. Gene Ontology annotation, cellular component: PRC1 complex.